AGCUGAGGCGUCUCCCUACGCUCACUCCCAGUCACAUUUUCUCAUCAGUAUUACAGCGUGUGUGAGAGAGACAGGCGCCGCGGAGAUGGAGCUGGUACCCAUGGAGAUCAACCCGGAGAUGCUGAACAAACUGCUGGAUAAAGGUGGUGCUAAUCCUACCUGGAAAUUUGUGGAUGUCUUGUGUUUUGAGGAUGAGUACCUUAAGUCGCUCUCUCACCCAAUCUGUGCGGUGCUUCUGCUCUUCCCUCUCACCUCACAGCAUGAAGAAUUCAGGAAGAAACAAAAUGAGGACCUGAAGGGCAAAGAGCCAGAUCCCAAAGUCUAUUUCAUAAAACAGACUAUUACUAACUCCUGUGGAACAAUUGGGCUCCUCCAUGCUGCAGCCAAUAACCAAGACAAACUGAGUUUUGGUGAUGGUUCUGCAUUGAAAGACUUCCUAAAUAAAUCUGCAGAUGCUUCUCCUAAUGACAGGGCGAAACUCCUGGAGAAAAAUGAGGCCCUACGUUCUGCACACAACUCUGUUGCAGCUGAGGGUCAGUGCAGGGUAGACGAUGACGUACACUUCCACUUCGUAGUGUUCACGGCUGUGAAUGGACAUCUGUAUGAGCUUGAUGGGUUAACUCCACAACCAAUUGAUCAUGGUUCUACCUCUGAGAAAUCCUUCCUGAAGGAUGCAGCAAAGAUCUGCCAUGAUUAUACUGUGCGUGAGAAAGGUGAAGUACGCUUUUCAGCAGUAGCUCUGGUUAAAGCAUAAUGCUUAAAGGCAAAGCUCUUGUAUUCCACUUAACAACGGUGAAGCGUUACCAGUUACACAGCUCACGGCUUACUACUCCAGCAAGAUGUCUUAACUGCUUUUUCAAGUUAUGUUCUCCUGCAUAGAAAGUUCUUUCUGUGGUUCGGUGCUUUAAGGUUUCUCCUACCAUUGUAAAUGUUUUGCACUCCAGUGCAGCACUUGUUCUGAAUAAAGUUCAUUUUGGAAAACA
Messenger RNA from Pseudophryne corroboree (corroboree frog), 983 nucleotides. RefSeq names its product ubiquitin C-terminal hydrolase L1 (gene UCHL1). The coding region runs from base 86 to 754 and encodes 222 amino acids. The record is from RefSeq and is a predicted model, not a curated record. Lineage: Eukaryota; Metazoa; Chordata; Amphibia; Anura; Myobatrachidae. The transcript is spliced from 9 exons. Gene Ontology annotation, cellular component: cytoplasm. Gene Ontology annotation, biological process: ubiquitin-dependent protein catabolic process; protein deubiquitination. Gene Ontology annotation, molecular function: cysteine-type deubiquitinase activity.